Molecule: messenger RNA, 1389 nt
Organism: Episyrphus balteatus (marmalade hoverfly)
Lineage: Eukaryota; Metazoa; Arthropoda; Insecta; Diptera; Syrphidae
Exons: 4
Coding region: 172-1359 (395 amino acids)
Source: RefSeq, a predicted model, not a curated record
AUCCGCUGAAUUCACCAACUGUCAAACUACAGCUGAUAAAUUUUGUUAUCUUUUCUGUUUAUGAAGCCAAAUUUUGUUUGAUAAUAAAUUUUUAUACUUUUUUUUUGUUUUCCUACAAAAUAAAAAUAUUCUUCAUUUUAAAAUAAACGCACAUUAAAAAAUAGCUUCCUAAUGAUUACCGACACACAGCUUCCCGAUGACAUUGUUGACCAUUUGGUCAUGCAAAUUGAAACAAAUAAUGAAAAAGUAGAAAUCACCUUUAAACCUGAAGAAACAAAUGAAACACAACAACUCAAUUCAAAAACUGAAAAUACUAGUUUGUCCCACGAGGAAAAACGCUAUAAAAAAAAGCGCAAAUAUGUUCCACUUCCUAAAGACCGUGAAUUCUAUGCCUCGGUCAUACCAUCUAUGACACCCGACGAUUUUCGUAUUCAUUUCCGCAUGACUCGCACUUGCCUUCAAUCCAUUAUGAAUCGGGUGGGAAAUAGAUGUAGAAUAUUUAGCAUGGAAAAGAAAUUCCUCUUCACAAUUUGGAUGCUAAGUACUCGCGAGAGUUUUGCGGCUGUGGGCACACGAUUUUGUCUUUCCAAAGGUGCCUCGCAUCAGUAUUUUUGUGAUAUCAUCGAUGGGUUGAUUGUUCUCUUCAAGGAGUAUGUCUCGUGGCCAGAUACAUUCGAACUCACGCAUAUUGAACAGGGUUUCAAGCCAAAGACCGGAGGCUAUGUGCCUGGAAUCGUUGGUGCCAUAAGUAGCUGCCAUUUACUUAUUAAAAAGCCAGCUCGAUAUUCAAUCUACUGCAACCCCAUGCAGUCACAUUCGAUAGUCCUUCAAGGUGUCUGCGAUCAUCAGAAAAUAUUCACAGACGUUUAUGUCGGCGCUCCUGGAUGUCUAAAUGCCGAAAGAGUUUAUAAAAAUAGUCCUUUGUCCAAGCAAAUCGACAAACUCAUACCAGAAGAUUUUCACAUUGUCGGUAACAUUUACUUCCCCCAAAAGCAGAACUUGGUAGUUCCGCUGUUGGAUUACGAAAUACUCAGCGAACCACAAAAACAAUUCAAUACACAUCUGUCAAAAGCGAAUUCGAUUAUUGAAGAAGCUUUCCAACUACUUUUGGGAAGAUUUCGGCGUUUAACGUUUUUGGAUACUUCAAAUCCAGAAAUGGCAAAUAGGAUGGUUAUUGCUUGCAUCAUUCUACAUAAUCACAUUCUCAUGACGGAUUUGGAUGAGGAUCCUCAACUGUUUCUCAAGGAACCCGUUGAGUGUUUUCUUAAUGUAGAUUAUGAAGGCAAUACAGCCAGUGAUGAUGAUGUACAGGGAAUUAUUAAGAGAAAUUAUCUUUUGUCUUUAUUUGAGUAUGUUUAAUGAGAUGAAAAUAAAAUUUUUAUAAAUAUG